Owenia fusiformis is the source of this 3383-nucleotide messenger RNA. The record is from the annotation of a GenBank genome assembly. Lineage: Eukaryota; Metazoa; Annelida; Polychaeta; Sabellida; Oweniidae.
AAGAAAACAACAUGGCGGAUGGCACUCAAAACUUUAUUUCAAAUUUAGAUUAGUAUUUAGGAUAUUUCACACUAUAGAGAACCAUGGGAACAACAUUUUUUGAAAUCGGAGCUGCGAAUAUACUUUAUCCAUCGCACAGUUGUAAUGAAAUAUAAAUCUAUAUUACCAUAAUAAAAAUUUCAAUCAAAUUGGGCAUUUUUCAAACUCACAUCAGAAAUGAAGACAGUGAAGUGAAAGUGACCGACAGUUUCAAUGACAAUAUUAGAUCUACAGAAUUGGACUAUUCAACACUAAGCUUUAAUUUUGGAAUAAUGAGACAUGAUACAGAUAUGACUGAUCACCUAAAGAGACUUUCUCAUAUGUGUUUUCAGUUGAAGCUUUCAUUGGAAAGUUAAUUUUACGCCAUCACAGUGUAUAAGCUUACUGCAUCAAGUCUUUAGGGUGUCAUUUAUCCAAUCCAGUAGUUCUUGUACACUGCAAGAUUCUCACAGUUAUCAUUAAAGAAACAAACAUACAAAAUGUUUCGCAAGUCAGGAAGUGCAUCAUCUGUCAAUUCGCUACUUUCAAGAGCAAAUGCACAAUUAAGAGGUCAAAAGGUAGCUGAAGGUAGACAAGAGGCUAAGGUUUCAGACGAUGAUGAUGAUUUGCAGGCUUAUCUCACCUCUCUGACAAAGAAAACCAGUGGGGUUACCUCCAAUUUUGAAGAUUUGAGUGACAUAUCAAUGAAUGAUGAUGAUGUCGUAGUUGAACCUAAGUCAAGAAGUAACACUUCAUUUAGCAAUAAGUUCAUGAAGAAGAAACCAAACUCUACAGAGAAUACUCCUGUAAAAUUGAACAAAUCCAUCACUGAUCCGGAUCUUAAAUCGAAUAAACCACUUGUGAAUAAAUCUGGUAGUGUGUCAUCUGCUUUGAAUAAAGUAGCAUCAUUCACCAGUAAAUAUGCAAAGCCCAAAAAACUAGUAAACCUUAGUGAUAGUGACCUUGACAUGGAUAUUAGUGUGGAUGAGGAUAUAAUGAAAGAAGUUCAGAAUGAAAAGAAAUUUAUAAACCGAAAAUCGAAACCUCCUGCAAAGCCUACCCAAUCAUUAAAAUCACAAGAAUUUAGCAAGUCAGCGUCACUUCAAAAUAAAACCCAGACAAAUUCAUUCUCAAAAGAAAACUCUGACACUGAUGACAACCAAGUAAGGAACAAAUUUUUAAAGAAGAAACCAGUAUCUGAAAACACUUCUAAAGCACCAACUGCCAAAUCCAAUGGUGGUUUUCUUAAAGAUAUGAUGGGUCGGCAAUCAGUUGAAACACCUAUAAUGAGUGAUGAUUCUGAUGAGAUUAACAAUGUACAGUUUAACAUAGGAUCUAGCAGUGAGAUUAGUGAGGUGGAAGAACGCAAUAGAUUCUUGAAGAAACCACUGAAAUCUGCUGGAAAACCCAUAGCUACAUCAACUCCAUCUAAAGGUAAAUCAGGUGGCAUCAAGUUAGGCAGUAAAUCAGGGGGCAUCAAGUUAGGCAGUUCAUUGAAGUACUCUACAGAUGUUGUCUUAGACUCUGAUGAUGAAGACAUGGCUGAAUACAUUGCAGGACUUAAGUCAAAUACACCUUCCCCAGAACCAAGAAAAACAUCACUUACGAAACCUAAUGAAGCUCGGAUAAAGAAAGCUGAGAAGGUGACUUUUAGAAGCAAAGAUGAUGUUAGGAUACAAUCUGCGCUACCUAGUGAAGAAAGCAUCCCAGAUAGUGUCUCUGAUGAUUUUGGUCCAGUUAUGAACGUGAUGGAUUUAGACUCCCUAGAGGCUGCUAGUAUUCCAGAUACCCCUAGUCCAGUACCCACACCCAGUAAGAGAUCACACGCACAGAAAAAUAAACCAAGUCCAAAAAUGAUUCUUGAAAAAGAUUCCACAUUCAAUAAGCACACAAAGGAUAAAACGAAACACAAGAGUAAUUUAAAAGAUAAUGAUAUAAUUAAAUCAAAAGAUAAAGACAAAGCGAGAGACAAAUCAAAAGAAGCAACGACUAGUCUGUUCUACAGUAUGGGACUACAGAGUGUCGAUGAUUUACUGGGUAGUGUAGACUCUGAGAAACAGAUUCAGAGUGAAAUGUCUGAUAUCCAAACAGUGCCAAGUGAAGUGCAAUCUAGUUAUAAAUAUGACAGUGAUUUCGAGACUGAUGCGCGAACAAUGACACCAAUGUCCAUCAGAUCAGGUGCACGAACCCAGAGCAGGCUCUCUGAGAUAUACACUGAGGAUUUUGAGUCUGAACCCAGCGGGUCAAAAUCACCUGUUAGCUCUGUGAGUGACCGCACUAUGACAGAAGUUGAUGAGACAGUUAGCGUUACAUCCAGUGUGACGUUGCCUGAUACUGGCAGUCCUCGCCCUGGAACGAAGAUGUCUGAAUACACAGAUGAGUUUCACUCUGAUAUCAGUGAAAGUGUUGCGUCUAAUUCUGAUAAACAUACCAGUUAUUCUCAAUCGAGUUAUUCAUCAUCUUCGCUGUCAAAGAGUGAGAGAACUCCUCCAAAGAAAAGAAAAGAUGAAAAGGAGACUUCUAAGAAGAAGAAAGCUGCUAAAUCACGUACAGUUGAGGUACAAACAGGGGCAGAUAUUGCAUUAUCUUACCAAUGGGAUCCCACCCAGGGGCAGUCAGCGUACAUGGGGGACAGAUAUGGUCUGCAGUAUGUAGAUCCCACCCCUAUAGCCAGACAGGCUGUCAAUGCCGAUGCAUUAGAAGCUAUGACAUCCUACAACCCGGCAAUGUUAGCCUUGAAUGAGAUGAUGAGAGAACAGUUAAGGUUGACUCAGCAAUUUAUGCAGUCACAAAAAUAUCUCCAUCAAUCAUUGGCACCAUCUAUUGACCAGAGUGACUACAAAUACACCACACUAGAAGAUACUAAACAGUAUAUACGACGUGAGAGGAAAAAGAGGAAGAAACUGACGUUUGAAGAGGCAUUGAAGAUGGUUCAACAGGAGAUGGAUGAUAGAUAUUGAAAACUCUAUUCACUAGUGCCAUCUUUAUGAAAACAUUAAAUACAGAUUUGUAUUACUUGAAAAUAUGUCAUUGGAACGUUGACUUUGCAUUGAUAAAUGUAUGACCAGCCAACCAGGAGUUCAAUGAUGGUAGAGGUAAUGAAGAAUUUCAGUUUAUCUUCAUUAUUUAUAUCAUUAGAUUCGGACUUCAAUAUAUGGACACUAAAAUCACUUUUUGGAGGUCAAUUUUUUUCAUGGAGAAUGACAGGGUCAAUGUAUUGGUGAUGGGAGGGGGGGGGGUUAAAGUCCAUCAUAUUCUCUUAUUGCAUGUUGAUUUCUAAUAGGAAGGGACUUUUAAUUUGAUGAAAUUGAAAAAAGUUCAAUAUCAUAUUGAAGGAGGGAUGUUAUAUAUUACAUUUUGGACAG